Molecule: messenger RNA, 4266 nt
Organism: Protomyces lactucae-debilis
Lineage: Eukaryota; Fungi; Ascomycota; Taphrinomycetes; Taphrinales; Protomycetaceae
Exons: 5
Coding region: 61-4194 (1377 amino acids)
Biological process (GO): endosomal transport; endocytosis; actin cortical patch assembly
Cellular component (GO): plasma membrane; actin cortical patch; mating projection tip
Molecular function (GO): calcium ion binding; actin binding
Source: RefSeq, a predicted model, not a curated record
CGAACAACCUCAACCAGCAGGAAGCAGCAGGGAGCAGUACUGGUGACAGAGUAGAGAGCCAUGUACAACGGGUACGGAGGCCAGCAGGGCUAUUCAGGUGCAGGUGGGUAUGGACAGCAACAGCAGCAGCAGCCUAUGCAACAACAGCGUACAGGUUUCCAACCUACGUCAAGCUUCGGACAGCAGCAAUUUGGUAUGCAAGGCCAAGCAGGACAGCAGCAGCAACAGCUAGGAGGACAGUCAAUGCCCUAUGGACAAGCUACACAGGGAUCAGGCUUUCAGCCGCAGCAAGGUGGAUUUCAACCACAGCAGACUGGCUAUCAACCGAGUCCUGCUGGGUUCGGCGGUAUGGCAGGUCAAGCGAUGGUACAGCAGAGGACAGGCUAUCAAGCGCCGCCUCAGCAGCAGCAGUUGCAACAGCAGCAAACUGGAUAUAUGCCAUAUGGACAGCAAGCGCAGCAACAACCACCUAUGCAGCAGCAAGGCUAUGGUAUGCAAAUGAAUCAGACUGGUUUUGCUGGCUUUGACAACAACUUUGCCUCCCAGCCGCUCUUCAAUCCUGUAACGCAGCAGCAGCAGCAACAGCCUCAACAGCAGCAACAAGCUCAACAAGCUGCACCAAAGUUGAAGCAGCAAAAGACGGGCGCCAAUAUUCCCAGCCAGCGUCUUUCUUUUGUCUCUGCCGCUGAACAGCAGAAGUUUGAAGACUUGUUCGCUAAGGCGGUGCCGUUCAAUAAGACUGCGCUCGAGGGAGAAGAAGCCAAGAAGAUCUUUCAAAAGAGUGGGCUUGGCGCUAGUCAGUUGUCACGUAUUUGGGCCUUGUCAGAUACAACGCGUUCUGGUCAAUUGCUGUUUCCAGAAUUUGUGCUGGCCAUGCAUCUCAUCAAUAAAGCGCUCAAGGGCGGACCAUUACCGAGCAAGGUUGAUGAUACAACGAGCAACGAAGUAUCGAGCAUGGUGGACUACAUUGCUUUCAGCGCUCCGGAUAUCGCUCCACCCACGCCUGCACGACCUGCCAACAGUAAUGGACAAUUCCAACCAAUUGCCAAUGCGCCCAACUUUGAGAGCAACACGGCACUCCUUGGCUCAAUUCAACCUCAGCCGUCUCUCUUUCAAGCACAAGCAACUGGAUUUCAGCCUCAGCAGACUGGCUAUCAGCAGCAAGGUGGCUUUCAGCCUCAACAAACUGGCUUCCAGCCUCAACAGACUGGUUACCAGGUUGGGCACGGGUUACAACCCGGUCUGACGGGUAUGCAACAGCCCGGCUUGACGGGCAUGGCACCACUCAUGUCACAACAAACAGGACCUGGUGUCUUUGCCGCUCAGUAUGGCAUGCAACCCUUGACAAGUCAGCCAACAGGUCGACCUGGAGAAUGGGGAUUUGUGAAUGCACCAGCGCAGGGAUUACCAGGGAUGCAAGCGCUAGGUAUGCAAAUGAUGCCUGGUGCACAAGGUCAAAUGUUUCAACCUCAACAAAUGCAGCAGCAACAGGCUGAAGUCCCAUGGGCCAUCACGAAGCAGGAAAAGGCCAUGUUUGAUACGAUUCACAAGGCUUGGGAUAAGAAGAAGCAAGGGUUCGUUGAAGGUCCAGUUGCGAUUGAGAUUUUUGGACAGUCUGGAUUACCUCGCAGUGACCUCGAGCUUAUCUGGGCAUUGGCUGAUGCGGAUGACAAGGGGAAACUCAAUGCGGAUGAGUUUGCCGUUGCCUUGCACUUGAUUUAUCGCAAGCUGAAUGGCUACGAGAUUCCCAUGCAACUUCCACCAGAGCUCGUGCCGCCUUCGACGCGCAACUUUGGCGAGUCCAUCAAUCAAGUCAAGAGCAUGCUGCAACAAGACGCGAGCUCCAGGAAUGGACCGACCAGUUUCAUGAAGAACAGGUCGUUUAAGGAGAUUGCGCGUGAUUAUGCAAAAGAUGGAACAGUAUAUAAGCACGACGACUCGGAUGUCGGCUACGUCUCUUCUGCACGUAGACGCGCUGCAAAGCCUGUUCCAGAGCAACCCCGUUCAGAUGAUUUCUCAUCUUCAUCGAGUAUCGCUGAUCUCAAGAAGCGCAUUAAGGAGAAGCAAGUCAUGCUCGAUGCGAUUGACGCGCGGGAUGAUGCACAACAAGGUCAACGCGAUGAAACAGAUAUUAAGGCAAGACAGGAGGCCGACAGUCUCAAGCGCGAAGUUCGCAAAGUACAAGCAAAACUCGAUGCGCAUGCACAUGCUCACCUCUUGUCGCAAGAUGAUGCGCGUGAAAAAUUGGUAUUGCAAGGACAACUUCGGCAGUUGGUGGAUCAACUCCCUAGUAUUGCCUCUCAGGUACGCAUUGCCGAGCGUCGGAUCCAGGAAUUGCAUAUGGAAAUUUUUACUGCUCAGGAUAGGAAGCAGAAUCCCGGUGGUGCGACACUCAAGGGAACAGGACCCGGCGGCGUUGUGACGGAGGCGGAUCGUAGAAAGGCCAAGACAAAAGCUAUGAUGGAGGCAAGAAUGGCUGCUCUGACCGGUAAACCUGCGCCCAAGACUCUUGGUGAUGAUGACUUUGAAGCCGCUCAAGCAAGGCAAGCUACAAAACAAGCUGAACUUGCCAAGACGCGCGAAUCGAACGAGCAAAUGAUUAAGGAUAUUGAAGAGAGUGCGGAUCAGCUCAGGCAGGAUAUCGCUGCUGCAUUGGGAUCAGCACAGGCGAGUAGUGCUGGUGAGCAUGAACGUCGGCGUUGGCAAGAUGCUGUUGGCGUUGAACCAGAGGUGCGUGAUUUCAUACGCGAGCUGUGGUCUGCGAGACCUGCUGCGUCGACAUCAAGUGCUUCCGUCAGUGCGCCACGUGCUGAGGCUAGACCUGCUGUUGCAGUAGAGCAAAAGGCCGCAGUUGUUGAGGAUCGUGCUGCGUAUCUUAAGCAGCAAGCUGAGCAGCGUAUGGCGGAACGUCUUGCAAAACUUGGUAUUCGGCCUACUAAGAAGACGCGUGAGCCACAAGCAUUGUCGAACAAUGAAGAGGCUCCUCCAGCACAGACACCCGCAGAUCAGCAAGCAGUCAAGCAGGUGUUGCAGGAAGAGAAAGACAAGCAACAUGCAGAGAUCCAAAGAGUCGAAGCACAAGCGAAGCGUGCCGAGCAGGAAGUCAAGGAGGCUGAACAGAAGCAGCAAGCUGAAAUAAAGCGUGUCAAGACUGCUCAAGCAGCUGGAGAAUUGGCUCAGCAGGAUGCAGCAAAGCAAGCAAAGGCAGCAGCCAAGCCAGUCGACUCGCGACAAGCCAAAUUGGAAAAGUUGCGCAGCGAGCGUGCUGCAAGAAUCGCCGAAGAAGAGCGACUCGAGCGUGAAUUGAUGGAUGCAUCCUCGUCUGAUGAUGAAGCACCUUUGCAAGUGCAAACGCAAGAGAAGCCUGCUCAAGCGGAAGCGGUCGCUCCUCCCGCACCGAGCCACAACCCUUUCCACAAGCUUCAGGCAUCCACCCCAGCACAGGAGACGAGUACAGAAACAAAUCCAUUCCACAAGAUGGGGCAGCAGGCAAAGGUUCCUGAAGCAGCGCCCAUCGUUGCGCCUGUGGCUGUCGCGCGGCCUCCCGUACAAGCUCCUCCCAGACGAGUCAAUGCGCCGCGUGCGAGGCCUCAGAAGAAUGAUGACUGGGACAGCGAUUCUGGUGGUGAUGAGGAUAGCUCCUCUGACGAGGAAGGUCCAUCUCCGGCAGACUUGGCAGCCCGAUUGUUCUCCGGUGGUAUGCAACCGCAACGCACAGGUGGCGCUGCGACUCCACUGGGUGCGCAACGAACUGGACCUGCUGCUACGCCCUUGGGUAUGCAGCGCACGGGCGCUACGUCCACACCACCUGUUGCAAAAGCCCCUGCACCACCUCUUGCACCGCCAGCUCCUCCCGCAGCGCCGCCUGUUCCACAGGGCAUGCCGCCUAUUCCAUCAGCUCCAGCUGGAUUACCUCCACCACCGCCACCAGCGCCGCCUAUGGGAAUGCCGGGGAUGCCACCUCCUGCCCCGCCACCUGCACCGCCCGCGCCGCCCAUGGGAAUGCCCGGUCUACCACCUCCUCCUCCACCGAUGAUGGGUGGGCUGCCUCCUCCCCCUACGCCUGUUGCGUCUAUGCCAUCUGCUGGUCCUCAAGACCGCAGUGCGCUGCUACAAGGGAUUCAAGCAGGCAAAGCUCUGCGAAAGACCAAGACGGUUGAGAAGGGAACGGAGGUUGGAGGACGCGUCCUGUAGACCUUGCUUGCUUCUCUUUCUGUAGUGUACAAGUACAAGUAGAGUCUUAGUAGACCAUCCAGUAACUUCCCU